Micropterus dolomieu (smallmouth bass) is the source of this 791-nucleotide messenger RNA. RefSeq names its product fibroblast growth factor 10b (gene fgf10b). Gene Ontology annotation, biological process: positive regulation of epithelial cell migration; positive regulation of canonical Wnt signaling pathway; wound healing. The record is from RefSeq and is a predicted model, not a curated record. The coding region runs from base 1 to 750 and encodes 249 amino acids. Gene Ontology annotation, molecular function: chemoattractant activity; type 2 fibroblast growth factor receptor binding; growth factor activity. Gene Ontology annotation, cellular component: cytoplasm. The transcript has 3 exons. Lineage: Eukaryota; Metazoa; Chordata; Actinopteri; Centrarchiformes; Centrarchidae.
AUGAUCAGAUGGGCUGCUGGAAGGAGUAAGGCUGCCUCUGCCUCGUCCUUCUCCAGGGCUGGGUUAGGGGCUCGUUUUGGUUCUGGGACCAGCUCCAGACUAAGGCCAUCACUGCUUUCCUCCCUGUCUUUGCCUCUCCUGGUUGCCCUUGUGGUUUUCUCAUUCUUACCUGGGGCAGCCUGCCAUCAGCUGAGCAGAGACAGACUGAGGCUCGCCAACCCACGAACUCUGAGGGUCCCACUGAACAUUUCGGAGACUGAGUUUGUCUCUAGGUCCAGGGCCACUGGGGGCCCACUGGGUGGGACUGGGGGAUCGCAGGGUAGGCAUGUGCGCAGCUACAAUCAUCUCCAAGGGGACAUCCGUAAGAGGAAGCUGUUCUCUUUCCAGAAGUUUUUCCUGAGGAUCGAUAAGAAUGGAAAGGUCAAUGGGACCAAGAGCAAGGAUGACCCCCUCAGUAUUCUGGAAAUCACAUCGGUGGAUGUGGGAGUGGUGGCCAUCAAAGGGCUGAACAGCAACUACUAUCUGGCUAUCAGCAGGAAGGGAGAGCUGUACGGAGCGAGAGAGUUCGGUGUCGACUGCACCCUGAAGGAGCGGAUUGAGGAGAACGGCUACAACACAUAUGCGUCAGCCAAGUGGAGGAACAAGAAGAGGCAGAUGUUUGUGGGUCUGAAUGUCCACGGGAAGCCACUGAGAGGGAAGAAAACCCGCAGGAAGAACACGGCAACCCACUUCCUUCCAAUUAUGGUGUGAACUGGAGAACUUAACUGGAGAAGGAGGAUAUGCAGCACUGG